AAGUCAAUCUACCACUGCCAAACACCCACACAACCCCACCCCACCUGCAAAAGUCCAAAGAAAAGGGCCUUUUUCGGCGCUAUCGAGUUGGUAGUAGUAGCAAUUUCCCCAUAAAACCAAGCCCAUAUGUGUAGCCGCAUAUGGCCUCCCACCCUCACCCCUAACCCCCCACCCCACCCCUGAGAGUGCCUCGUUCAUAUCGACGCACACUACAAAAGAACCCACACGGACAACACACGCUCACUGUAUUUUUAUUCUUUUUUCCUUUUGUGGCAUGCAAUUCUUUGUAAAUUGCUUUGAGCCCAGAUAAAAAUUUGAAUCAAUGUUGCUGAGAGGAGGGGCAUUUUCGGCAUGCAACGCCGCCGCGGGCGAGCACCAAGGGCAAGGGAAUUGCCGGUUUUCCGGCUUGAUUCGCCGGCCGACGGGGAGGGUCGCCACCGUUUGGUGCAGCCGGACUCGGAGGGGCAACUUGCUGCGGGUGGCAUCGGUGGCCACGGGCGAGCCGAAAAGCAAGCCGCAGGAGUCGAGCUACCAGCCGAGCGUGGCUGACCGGCUUCGGCUUGGCAGCUUGACUGAGGACGGCUUGUCUUAUAAGGAGAAGUUUAUAGUGAGGUGUUAUGAGGUUGGAAUUAACAAAACUGCAACUGUUGAAACCAUAGCCAAUCUAUUGCAGGAGGUUGGUUGCAACCAUGCUCAAAGUGUUGGGUUCUCGACCGAUGGUUUUGCUACUACGCUUACCAUGAGAAAAAUGCAUCUUAUUUGGGUGACUGCUCGUAUGCACAUCGAGAUCUAUAAAUACCCUGCCUGGAGUGAUGUGGUUGAGAUCGAGACUUGGUGCCAAAGUGAAGGAAGGAUCGGCACCAGACGUGAUUGGAUUCUCAAAGACUAUGCAACUGGUGAAGUCAUUGGAAGGGCUACCAGUAAGUGGGUGAUGAUGAACCAAGACACCAGGCGGCUUCAGAAAGUCACGGAUGAAGUUCGUGAUGAAUAUCUAGUUUUUUGCCCAAAAAAACUUAGAUUAGCAUUUCCUGAAGAGAAUAAUGCUAGCCUGAAGAAAAUAUCUAAACUAGAUGACCCAGCUGAAUACUACAAAGUUGGGCUAGUGCCAAGACGAGCUGAUCUUGACAUGAACCAGCAUGUUAACAACGUCACCUACAUUGGAUGGGUUCUGGAGAGCAUGCCCCAAGAAAUCAUCGACAGCUAUGAGCUGCAGACCAUAACAUUAGAUUACAGGCGUGAAUGCCAGCAUGACGAUGUAGUCGAUUCCCUCACCACUCCUGAACCGAUCCUCAAUGACUCAGUUUCACAGCUUCAUGGAACUAAUGGAUCUCCAACUGCUGCAAAAGAUGAAAGUGACUACCUUCAGUUCCUGCACUUAUUGAGAAUAUCAAACGAUGGUUCUGAAAUUAACAGGGGACGCACAGAGUGGAGAAAGAAACCUGCAAAAAGAUGAGCUUCUCGUCUAUAGUUUACCUUCUAUAUACAUGCUAUAAGCAGUGAUAAAUUGAUAAUCAUGCGAGCUUCCCGACCAACAUCUUUGCUCUUCUGCUGCCUUAUCUUUCUCUUUUCGCUGUUUAAAUGGUAUUCCUGCCUUUGUUUGCAUUCUUGUAACUUUAAGCCUUUCCUUUCCGGUAUAUCUGAGGACUUUGCUUGUAUUUUCAGUCUCAUUUCAAACAAGAGAUCAACUUCAUGUU
This is a messenger RNA of Sesamum indicum (sesame), 1694 nucleotides long. It is a transcript of the gene FATA, whose product is annotated as fatA acyl-ACP thioesterase. NCBI's taxonomy places the organism in Eukaryota, Viridiplantae, Streptophyta, Magnoliopsida, Lamiales, Pedaliaceae. Gene Ontology annotation, molecular function: acyl carrier activity; fatty acyl-[ACP] hydrolase activity. The record is from RefSeq and is a predicted model, not a curated record. Gene Ontology annotation, biological process: fatty acid biosynthetic process.